Neofelis nebulosa (Clouded leopard) is the source of this 929-nucleotide messenger RNA. RefSeq lists its product as uncharacterized. The coding region runs from base 1 to 885 and encodes 294 amino acids. The transcript has 7 exons. Lineage: Eukaryota; Metazoa; Chordata; Mammalia; Carnivora; Felidae. Gene Ontology annotation, molecular function: iron ion binding; oxidoreductase activity. The record is from RefSeq and is a predicted model, not a curated record.
AUGGCUGAUUCCAAGUCUGGGACAGAAUAUAAACAAGUUCCUUUCCUGCAAAGCUGCAUUGGGAUUGUUUCUUUAGAACUGCACCAGGCGCGCUGGGAGCGUGGCGGGAGCAGUGGCACAAGAAAACCGAAUGUUGCGGACUUCACUUCUGGCUGGAACGCCACUUACAAUGCGGAGGGCGGGCGUGGUCGCGCAGCGCCCGGGCGUGGAGGGGAGGGGCCCGCCACCGAUUUCGCAGCGGGCGGAGCGCUCGCGUGGCGUCCUGGUAUCCGGGCGAGUUUUCCUCGCGAGGCGCACGGAACUUUCGGUCUUCCCCGGGUCUUUCUCCCUUGGUUCGACUGCCCCGUGGGCUCCGGCAGCCGGGCCGGCGGCCCCUCCGCGGGCCCCGCCAGGCCAAACCCCGCCAGCAUGGACCCCGCGGCGGAGCUGGUCGGCUACGUGAACGGCCGCGAGAUAAGUCCAAAACUCUUCUCAGAAGAUGAGUCUCUGCCGUUGGAUUCAACUCAAGAACCAAUAUUUCCUCCAGAGCUAAUGGGCCCUGUUCAGUGUCGUAGCCUUGGAGACAAGUAUGAGAGUGCUAUAGAAGAUCUUCAUUCUAGACAUCCCUGCAGCACACUAAACUAUGAGGUGAAAUAUGUAUGGGACGUCAAGGACACUUUUAUAUGGAAUCCCAAAGUAUGCUUGUUGUUCCCAAAAGAGAGGAUCAAGAAAUUGAUGUCUGUGUUUCUACAGUUUCUGAAAUACAUACAGGACAUAGUUGCUGUGACCUUGAAGCUCCCAGCUAACAAGGUCGUGUGUCAUGCAAAGCGUGGUGAUGGGAUGUUUGAGGGGAAGAGCAAUAAAACCGGCAUCAUGGCAGCCAUCACCACAUUUGCUGCCAAGUAAGUGGAAAAAAUCUGCUAAAUAGACAAAAAAUAAAAGGAAGUCAU